This is a messenger RNA of Zea mays, 1259 nucleotides long. RefSeq lists its product as uncharacterized. The transcript has a single exon. Lineage: Eukaryota; Viridiplantae; Streptophyta; Magnoliopsida; Poales; Poaceae. Bases 510 to 1196 code for a protein of 228 amino acids. The record is from RefSeq and is marked validated.
UAAUUUAGGGCCCUAACAAAUUGUGAAGAAGCAUUUGGAUCACGAUCCAUUACUACCCUUGGAUGGCAAUAGAGCUUAUUUGAUGCAUGACAUGCCAUGUUGAUUGCUUUAGCCCAAAUGUAUUACUCGCAUUAUACUAUCUUAGCAUUGAGCUUGAGUAUCCUAUUCUUCAUCUUAAUAAGGCGCUUUUUUGUGGAGUGUACUUGACAGAAAACUCGUGCUUGAUGCCUAGAUCAUCACACAACUCAUAAACUCAUAUGAUUAGUAAGGAUUGGAAUCCUCCAAUUCACGAUUAAGGUGUUUACUACGUAAUUUGACCCCGGCGUGUCGGAGCCCGUAUUGCAUGACCCAACCGAUGCAUUCAGGACCUAGACCUAUAUGUAAAUGCAUUGCCGUCGACGUGAGAGGAAGCUUGAGCGCGCCCAGACCGAAGGUCCGUGCGCUGCCCGGCUGCAUGCUCAUCCGCAGUUCCGCACGGGCCGGCUACCGGCGCUGCGACAAUCAAGGGGAUGUCGCCGCGUGGCAGCGUCGGCGGCGGGUGCUUGUCGCCGUCACUAGUGUUGCAAAACAUGUUAUUACAUUAUGGGCUGAGCCCGCCCUUGUCCGCCGGCCUGCGCCGAGCCGCUGGAGCCGCGCCCGUGCGCGCUGGUGAGCCACUCCCGCGCCGACAGGGCCAGGGGCCGCCGCGCCUGUGCCCAAGGCCGCCAUGGCCACCGCUCCUGGUCGGGCCGCCCACCGGCGAGUCGGGGCUGGGGCCCGCACGCGCCUGGCCGAGGCCGGGGAAGGAGGCCACACCCGCCGCUCCUGGCCGGGCCACCCGCUGGCGAGCCGGGGCUGGGGGCUGCGCCAGCCGCAAGAGACCGCGCCAUGGCCGGGUCUGGCCCAUCGCCGGGGCCGAAGCGCUCGGCUGCUCAGGCACGAGCACCGCGCGAGGCCGCGCUGUGGCCUGCCUGUGCGCCCGCGUGGCAGCGGCUGGCGCACCCGCGAGGCGGCGGCGGUGGCGGCGCCCUGCUGCUGGUGGAAGAGAGAGAGGGCCGCGACAAGAAGAGUUAGGAAACCCUAACUGCUUGCCCACCUCCUAUAGGCCGCAAAUGGGCUGGCUGUUUUGGCCCAUUUCGACAAGGACUAUUUUUUGGCUGAAUAUAUUUACAAUUAUUAUCAUCACUGUAUCUAUAUUUAAAUAUUUAGAUUGUUGAUGAUAUAUGUAAUUGUACGUACUUGUCUGGUUUCAUAAUGUAUAUUGCAGACUCGUUCAUGAA